This is a messenger RNA of Ectocarpus sp. CCAP 1310/34, 357 nucleotides long. NCBI's taxonomy places the organism in Eukaryota, Phaeophyceae, Ectocarpales, Ectocarpaceae. The record is from the annotation of a GenBank genome assembly.
AUGAGGUCCAACGCAACGACUUGUCGCAANGCCACUCGCUUGACUCCACCCUACAUCAGCAGCCUGGGCUCUCUUCCGAUGGCCGAAACCGGUGUGGGUGAUGCCCUGCUACCAGCAACCGCUCUUGCUGUGGCCUUGGUCGCCCUUGAUGAGGUCCAACGCAACGACUUGUCGCAAGAAGAGGAGGGGGAUCCGAAAGGGGAAGACGUGGAGAAAUGCGCUUGGGCAAAGUUGUUGGAGGAUAAAAAGGACCUCGAGGACAGCAACAGCAUAACCUCCACACAGGUUCGCCUUGACUUCCGCGUCCCCUACAGCUUCUUUCUGCGGCUCGUGGCGUUGGUGAAGAGCAAGGACUGA